GUAUCUUUUUUAAUUUGCUAAAUACAAUUUUUGCUUUCACACAAAUAAACCUUGCAUAUUCCUUUCAUUUAUCUUCCUUUUUGAACUGAAUCGUUUAUCGCGAUCCAUGCACUAUCGUUAUAUUUUAAUUUCAUCUUACUAAUUAUUGCUUCGUUACAAUAAUGACAUAUAAACGUAGAAAGUAUCAUCGUGGGGAUACACAUUUAAAAAAAGGCUGGCGAACUAGAAGAAAAACGAAAGAUUUAGAUGAGAUUGAUGAGGAUCUAAAAGAUGAAAACGUACACAAGUUAUUAAAUCAAGAAGUAGAUUUAGAUAAACCUGGUGCAGGUCAAUAUUAUUGUAUUCACUGUGCGAGAUAUUUUAUAAAUGACGUUGCUUUACAAGAUCAUUUUUCAACAAAGGUACAUAAGCGUAGGUUAAAAGCUCUUGAAUUGGAACCCUACACUAUUGAAGAAUCAGAGAGAGCUGCAGGAAAAGGAAGUUAUGUUGCACCUCAAAAACGAAAAAUUGAAACUUUAACUCGUGAUAGUUUUAAUAUGGACACUGCAUCAGAAUUACCACCAAAUGCUAAAGUGGCAAAAACAGAUCCAUAAAAAUUAAUUUGAAUUAAAGUUAUGUUUGAAUUCUGUUAACUUGUUCAAGAUUAUAUAAGAAUACUUUGAAUUUUCUAGAGGAAUACUAU
Megachile rotundata (alfalfa leafcutting bee) is the source of this 682-nucleotide messenger RNA. RefSeq names its product zinc finger protein 593 homolog. Gene Ontology annotation, molecular function: zinc ion binding; nucleic acid binding. The record is from RefSeq and is a predicted model, not a curated record. NCBI's taxonomy places the organism in Eukaryota, Metazoa, Arthropoda, Insecta, Hymenoptera, Megachilidae.